This is a messenger RNA of Pistacia vera, 2230 nucleotides long. Its product is annotated as transcription factor VOZ1-like. The transcript has 5 exons. The record is from RefSeq and is a predicted model, not a curated record. Gene Ontology annotation, biological process: regulation of DNA-templated transcription; positive regulation of long-day photoperiodism, flowering. Lineage: Eukaryota; Viridiplantae; Streptophyta; Magnoliopsida; Sapindales; Anacardiaceae. The coding region runs from base 190 to 1653 and encodes 487 amino acids.
AAAAAAAAAAAGAAAAAAAGAAAAAAAGCAAACCCUCUCUGUCUCUCUCUCUCUCUGAUUCUCUGUGUCGUGUCCACUCUUUAAUAGUCUUUAUAGUCACCUUCGGUCCUUUAAUCAUCCACUCUUCCCAAAAUUACAAAGAAAGUAUUGCAGGGAAAUUGCUAGAGACUUGACAAAAGGGAUUGUGCCAUGAUGGGGAAGGGCUCUAAGACUAACUGCAAGUCAGCUUCGCACAAGCUUUUUAAGGACAAAGCCAAAAACCGAGUUGAUGAUCUGCAAGGCAUGUUCAUGGAUCUGCAAUAUGCGAGGAAGGAGAGUCGCAGCAUUGAUGUGGCUGUGCUUGAAGAACAAGUCCACCAGAUGCUCCGUGAAUGGAAAGCUGAGCUCAAUGAGCCUUCACCUGCAUCUUCUUUGCAACAGGAUGGUACUCUUGGGUCGUUUUCAUCUGACAUUUAUCGGCUGUUGCAACUUUGUGAUGAGGAAGAUGAUGCCACUAGCACAUUAACUGCUCCGAAGCCGGAGCCCAAUGAUCAAAUCCUGCAGGUUGGAGAUGGUGCAGCCUUUCAUGAGGGAUAUGGUGUAAAUCAUGGGCAACAGCAGCAGCAUCAUUUCUUAUUGGUUGAUCAAUGCAAAAACUCCCAUUCAGGAGUUCGUAGUAUGGGGAUUAGCAACUUGGAAGGGGCUACACAGUCAGACUAUCAUCAUUUUGAUUUGCAUCAAGAUUUCGAACAAAACUUCUAUACUGGUUUUAAUGGUACAAAUUUCUGUGGGGAGGAUGCUAUGCAUCAGAUUUCUGGCUAUCUGCCAAGUCUGUGUCCUCCACCUUCUGCUUUCUUGGGCCCAAAAUGUGCACUUUGGGAUUGUCCAAGGCCUGCUCAGGGUGUAGACUGGUGUCAGGAUUAUUGCAGCAGUUUUCAUGCUGCUUUAGCAUUGAGUGAAGGCCCACCUGGGAUGGGCCCAGUUCUACGACCUGGAGGCAUUGGCCUGAAAGAUGGUCUGCUUUUUUCUGCACUUGGUGCCAAGGUGCAAGGGAAAGAUGUUGGUAUCCCAGAAUGUGAAGGAGCUGCAACUUCGAAGUCUCCAUGGAACGCUCCUGAGCUUUUUGAUCUUUCGGUUCUUGAUGGUGAAACAAUUAGGGAGUGGCUGUUUUUUGAUAAGCCUCGAAGAGCUUUUGAGAGUGGAAACAGAAAGCAGAGGUCAUUGCCAGAUUACAGUGGACGUGGUUGGCAUGAGUCAAGAAAGCAAGUGAUGAAUGAAUAUGGAGGCUUGAAGAGAUCCUACUACAUGGAUCCACAACCACUGAACCAUUUUGAGUGGCACCUUUAUGAGUAUGAGAUCAAUAAGUGUGAUGCUUGUGCCUUGUAUAGAUUGGAAUUGAAGCUUGUUGAUGGAAAGAAGAAUUCUAAGGGGAAAAUAUCAAAUGAUUCAGUCCUUGAUCUACAGAAGCAGAUGGGAAGGCUCACUGCUGAGUUUCCCACUGAUAACAAGCGCUUAGUUAAAGGGCGGGCCAAAGUUAAUGCAAAGGUUGGUGUUGGCGGAAAUGUUUAUCCUGCUCCAAACAUUGCCCCACCAACUAAUGAAAAGUUUGAUUAUGGAGGGAAUGGACAGUAUGAUUAUUUUGUUGAUAAUAUAAGCGAAUAUUACCUGACGUGAUUUAAUAAUCUUCAAUGGAAGAUGGGAGGAAGAUGCAGGUAUCUUAUUAGUCAUGUCAGCUGAAGUAUAUCAUCAUAGUAGUUGCGGGUUAAGUACUUUUGGUUCUGCAGGUUUUGGGUCAUGAAUAACACAAGGUCAAGCUCUCUUUUUGGCCGAAUGGAGUUGUCUAUAGUUCAUUAUUGCAUGGAAGUGCUGCAUUAGACUGUUCUGGAUGCUGGAGCAUAUAUUCUAACUUAUGGUUUACAGGCAAGGCUAGAAAAUGGCUGUUUUUUCUCAGUCCAUUUUUUUAUAACUGAUCAAGAAAAAUGGUGUACACUUAAAAACAAAUCAGUGUCACCAUAAUAGGAUAUAGGGUUGGAUGCACACUGUUGCUAUAAUAUUUUACUGACAGUUUACUGGUUUACUAGUUUAUGCUAAUUCUAUCACCAGUCUGCUGCAGCUGCUCAUGGAAAAUACUUCUGAAUAUUUGUACCUUUUUGUUACUGGGGGUAUACUAUUAUCUAUUUAGGUGGUCGAGAUCUAUUGCAUCUGAAAUUUGUAAAUGAAUGUUAAUGUUCAGAUUAAAAUACCUUUUCAA